This is a messenger RNA of Linum tenue, 586 nucleotides long. Lineage: Eukaryota; Viridiplantae; Streptophyta; Magnoliopsida; Malpighiales; Linaceae. The record is from the annotation of a GenBank genome assembly.
CUUUUAAUUAAUAUUAAUAGUUUCAGUAAGCACUUUCAAGGUAAUGCUAUAUGUUUGUUAUCAUCCGAUCGCAUUACCGAUGAUACGAUCCCAAACGGAUCAAAGUACAAGUGGAAAUUGUUGGGUCAAGAACCCAAUUAAACUUGCUGGAAAAACCUGGAUUUUUGGUGGCAACUCCCUUUACAGCUUGGAGUGUCUGGGAGCUCGAGGCAAUGCUGGGAAGAGUGACUUUCGAGCUCAACAAAAGUCUAUGACAACACAGUCAAUCUGCCAGGUUUUGCCUAAGGCAUGAGACAGUUUCGGGAAGGCCACUUUGAAGCUCAAGGCACGACGAAUGGCUGGGAAUCGAGCUUCAAUGUUUAGUCCAAAUGAAAGUUCACAUUUUCUAGUACAUAAACAAGGUAUUGGGUGAUUCAAGCGGGCUCGGGAGGAGGGGGAACGAGGGUCUCCAAGUUGACAUCAACACCAGCUGGUUUCUCGCUAUUCAUUUUUUUUUAAGGAAAACAAGGAAUUUUUUAUCGUCGUAUGUUUGUGUAUAUAACAGUUCAUAACUUGUUCGGUGGGAACUUCCGAGAUAAAUACUGAU